Messenger RNA from Knipowitschia caucasica, 894 nucleotides. NCBI's taxonomy places the organism in Eukaryota, Metazoa, Chordata, Actinopteri, Gobiiformes, Gobiidae. The record is from the annotation of a GenBank genome assembly.
AUGGCUGAGGACACUCUGGAGUCUGCAGAUGAGCUGCUGGCGAAACAACAUCGCAAAGAAAAGAAAGAAUUACAAGCAAAAAUACAGAGCCUGAAAAACGCUGUCCCUAAAAAUGACAAGAAACGGAGAAAACAAAUGACUGACGAAAUAGCAACGUUGGAAGCUGAUUUAAAUAAGAAACACGAAGAAGAGCUCAAACAACUCAAUGCAGAUGGUCACAUACAAGUUGAACAGGUUACAGAUGAAGUUGAGUGUCUCACAGUGGAGAAUGAGCCGCAAGAGGACUCCAAACAACCUCGUCUCACCAAGGCCCAGAAGAGAAGAGACAAGAAAGCUGCUCAGGAGAAGGAGAGAGAAAGCAGAAUAGCAGAAGCGGAGGUGGAGAACCUGUUGGGAGAGCGGCACCAGGAAGGCUUGAAGCUCGCUCAGAAACUGGCUCAGCAGCAGCUUCAGAUCAGAGAAAUAUCCUCCGAUGGACACUGCAUGUACCGAGCCAUUGAAGAUCAGCUAUCACAAAAAUCACUAUUUGGGGGAGCCAUGACUGUGAAGGAACUGCGUUGUCAGACGGCUGGACACAUGCGAAAAAACGUGGAUGACUUCCUGCCGUUCCUCUCCAACCCUCAAACUGGUGACUUGUUCUCAACAGAUGAAUUUGAAAAAUACUGCAGUGACGUGGAGCACACAUCUGCUUGGGGAGGUCAAUUAGAGCUGCGAGCUCUGACCCACACUCUUCAGUUACCUAUUGAAGUCGUGCAGGCAGACUCUCCAACGAUAAAGAUUGGGGAGGAGUACAGCGGGGACUGUAUAACCCUUGUCUACAUGCACCAUGCUUAUGGACUGGGUGAACACUACAAUUCUGUGGAGAAGCUGAAGGAGCCUGUUGAGGACACCUGA